This is a messenger RNA of Prorocentrum cordatum, 390 nucleotides long. NCBI's taxonomy places the organism in Eukaryota, Dinophyceae, Prorocentrales, Prorocentraceae. The record is from the annotation of a GenBank genome assembly.
GCCGCGCGGUGGAGCCACCCCGCCGCCGCCGAGGGCGUCGAGCCCCCCGCGCGCGAGUUCGCCGCGGUCGCCGAGAUACCAGGCGCGGAGCCGCCCGCCCUGCUCGUGCACGGCGGCCACUGCCAGCGCGCCGGGGGGGCGCGGGCGCACGCCGUGUGGACGGGUGACCUCUGGAGGCUGGAGCUGCCCGGGGAGGGCGGCGCGCGGCGCGCCGCGUGGCGCGCGCUCGCCGCGGGGGGCGUGGGCCCGGGCAUCCGGGCCGUGCACGACGCCUGCGUGCUGGGGGGCAGUCGAUCUCCUACUCGAACUUCGUGGUGCACGGGGGGCUCAAGCCCGAGGGCUACCGGGACAACGACACGUUCGUGUUGGACCUGCACGCCAGGCCGCUGA